This is a messenger RNA of Melanotaenia boesemani (Boeseman's rainbowfish), 2453 nucleotides long. RefSeq names its product alpha-tectorin-like. The record is from RefSeq and is a predicted model, not a curated record. Bases 15 to 2180 code for a protein of 721 amino acids. Lineage: Eukaryota; Metazoa; Chordata; Actinopteri; Atheriniformes; Melanotaeniidae. The transcript is spliced from 16 exons.
ACAGAGGUGAGCUGAUGGUGCUCAUGAAGGAAAUACCAACUGGAUCUGGAGUUCACAAACUUCUGCCAAACCUGCAGCAUCCUGGGAAAUGUGUCAACGUGAUACCGCUGAAAGACAGUCAGCUGUCUCAAAUACAUCAAGUUGAACUUGCCAACUUUGACAUGCAGUCACUCGUGGCCAUCAAGACAUAUUCUGGAUACACAAAUGUCAGUGUGGUUGCAGACGCUCUGGUCAACGGUCUGAUCGUUUCCAACCACAUAUUCCAGACAAAUGAAACAAACAGUGGUGUCAUCGCAGAUGUGAGCGGAUGCAGAUUCGCAGGUAUGGUUUAUCAGACCAACACGACGGUCUACGAGCCGAGCAUCUGCUCCACGGUGACCUGUCAGGCAAGUGGAGUCGCAACAGCAGUCAGCGGCUGUGCUUCCAUGGAGCGUUGCCAGGGCAACGGCAGCUGUGCCUUGAACGCCGUCUGCACUGUGGCCGGCUCCAUCGUCAUUGACUUCAUGGGCGGACAUCAGCCUGUACCUGAUCGCUGUGGCUACGCCUUGCUGAGGUCCCCCGCCCUCUCUGGAGUUCAGGUGGUGGGAGUUUUCAAAGAAAGACGAAGUAAAAGUGUGAGUUUUUUGGAGCGGGUGAUUCUGCAGCUGGAUGGGGAAGGCGUUGAGAUUUCUAUGGAGCAAGGCAACAGAGUUCAGCUGGACGACACUCUGCUGAUGCUCAAUGCCACGGCUCAGUUGGUCCACGGUGUUGAGCUUUCUAAAGACCAGACAGGUGUAACUGUAAAGAUAACGGACUCCAACUACAACCUGUCGGUCCUCUUUGAUGGCUUCACCGCCAUCAUCCACAUGACAGGACCACCUGGAGCAGCGAUGCAUGGUUUAUGUGCCGAUUCAAGCGCAACUCUGAACCAAGAAAGAGUUACUAAGCACAGCACCACAGACUGUGGGACACAAUAUGAAGACAGUACAACUGACUGCCACUCUACAACUGCAUGGUGUAAUCUCCUGAAGGAGGGUCCUUUCGCUGCAUGUAACUCAUAUGUUGACCCCAAACCCUUCAUAGAUGGCUGCACACAAAAUUUGUGUGAACACCCUCCAGAGGACGACUUUAAGUGCCAGUUCCUGGAAGCCUACGCCCAGACCUGCAGGCACUACGGAGAUGUUACAGUGGAGGGCUGGAGGUCACAGACUGGCUGCUCUGCUGGUUUUCAGGCCAUAUGUCGGGACAAGUUCUGCAGUGAUCACGAGUUCUGUGGGGUGGACAGCAUUACUGGGGAAACCCGCUGUCUUUGCAGGGCCAUUUUUGCCUCAAAGUACAAACCAACAAACAGCUAUGGUGAGCCGAUAGUCUGUGAGAAGAAGUCUGCAUCAGUGACUCUGGCUAACUGCUUGCUGAAGGAUAAAGGCAUUGACUACUCUAUCUUAACACUCAAUGACCAGACCUGCAGAGGUGAGAUGGACAACGUGACCCACAUGGUGACAUUUAGCUCCAACAGCGAGAACGCCUGUGGAACAGUUAUCAUGGCGAACAGCAGUCACAUCAUCUACAAAAACACCAUCAUGACACAGAACCUCUCCACAUCAGACAUGAUCGUCCGUCACGACAACGUGCACAUGGACUUCUCCUGUUAUUACACUCAGCCAGACGUCAAGAGCUUGGCCAUCAGGCUCAGACACAGCUCUGUCAUCCAACACAUUUCUUUUGGAGAAUGGAAAUACAAUCUGACCUUGGAGGCCUACACGAACCCCGACCGCACGGAGCCUGUUGAUUCCAACACGGACAUUGCACUGAAUGAGAAACUGUGGGUGGAGCUUAAAGCAGAUGGGCUAGAUGAAAAUAUGCUCGCUAUGGUAACGGACUCUUGCUGGGCGACCAACCAGCCUUUACCAGCUGGAACCCUGAGAUACGACCUCAUCAUUGAUGGCUGUCCCAACCCUAAUGAUGAGACAGUGACGGUGGAAGGAAACGGCAUGGGAAUGUCCAACCACUUUUCUUUUAACACAUUCCAGUUCUCUGGAAAGAACGGUGAAGUUUAUUUGCAUUGCAAAGUAGAGCUUUGUGUCAAACAUGAGGAUACCUGCAUCAAGAGUUGCAGCCAGGCUCAUAGACGGCGCCGGUCUGCUGCACCAAAGUACUUGGAUAAAAACUCUGCCUUCAUCUCUGUGGCCUGGACUUAUUAGGUUUCCAUGGCGACCAUCGAGAUCAAAAUUAUUGCUGUUUGGGUUUUUUUCACUACCAGGUUUUAGAAUUUGUAAAUGUUGACGUCUGUAAGGUAAAAUCAGACUGGGUCUUCUUUAGGGAUUUACUCACUCACCAACCAUGUUGGACAGGAAGUUAGGUUAGGUUACGUUUCAGGCUUUUCUGACCAGGUUUUUACCAAAGUAUUUUAAGUUUAUGGGGUUGCAUGAAAUGAAACCAUGUAUCUGGAAACUUUUUUACAUUCUAAAUGUUGU